Messenger RNA from Chondrus crispus (carragheen), 150 nucleotides. RefSeq lists its product as hypothetical. Lineage: Eukaryota; Rhodophyta; Florideophyceae; Gigartinales; Gigartinaceae. The record is from RefSeq and is a predicted model, not a curated record. The coding region runs from base 1 to 150 and encodes 49 amino acids. The transcript has a single exon.
AUGCGGGCGACACGAAUUGGACGUUGUGCGGGCAAGGGGGCCGUAGGUCAGCGGGGCAGGUAUGAGAGAAGGGGAUUAAAGAAUGGGUGCGACUUUGCACGUCUCGCUGCGACGGGUAUGUACCUUCGAAGGUACCGUUCCCCCUUCUAG